Molecule: messenger RNA, 996 nt
Organism: Entamoeba dispar SAW760
Lineage: Eukaryota; Evosea; Mastigamoebida; Endamoebidae
Exons: 1
Coding region: 1-996 (331 amino acids)
Molecular function (GO): GTP binding
Source: RefSeq, a predicted model, not a curated record
AUGAGUAUUGAAGAGACCAAAAAAACUAAGUUAAUAAUGAUCGGAAAUACUGGUGACGGUAAAAGUUCACUUGGUAAUUUUAUUUUGAAGAAGAAAAGUAAUGGCUUUGAAGUUAGUGAUGAAGCUAAAUCGGUAACACAAAAAACUGAAGGGUCAUAUGGAGAAGGUGAUAGAAGUGAUGUAUUUGUUAUUGAUACCCCUGGUCUUCAAGACUCUGGUGGUUUAGAUAAAGAUAGGCAACAUAUGAAUGAAAUGGUAGAUUAUGUUAAAAAACAAGAAGGGUUACAAGGAAUUGUUAUUGUUUUAAAUUGCACCAAUGAUAGAUUGUCAGCUAACAUCAAAGCAAUGAUUAAAUUGUUGUGUACCAUUUUUCCAAUAUCUGAUUUCUGGGAACAUGUAUGCAUUGUAUGGACUAAGUGUUUUAAUUACACACCCCUAAAGAAAAUAGAAAAACAAAUACAAACCAAGAAUGUGAAGUUUCUUCCAGAAGUAAUAAAACUAGCUGAAGAAACAACAGGAGAUAAAAUAGUCAAAAUACCUAUGUAUUUUGUAGAUUCUCGUCCAGAUGAUGAUGAGAUUGAUAACACAAGAUCAGAAGAUGAAAUUGUAAUGCUUUUAACAUGGGCUCGAAGCUUACCUUCAAUUAAUGUUGGGAAAGUUAUCAAAAAUGGAUCAGAAAGUGAAAGGGUUAUUAUUGAAGAAAAAAAUGAACAUCAAAUUAUUGAAAGUGAUGACGUCAAUAUAAAGUACAAAAUCAACUACAUGAGAAGAGAAAAAAGAAUUAAAAAUGAUGGAACUGUUGAGUAUAGUGAAUGGGAAGUAAUAAAAACUAAAUACAAAAACAAGCCAAUUCCAAAACAGUAUUCAAAAAAACCCAAAAAAAGUUUCUUGGAUUUUCUUGGAAAUGUUGGUGGUGCAUUGUUUGAACUUAUUAUGAACGGUUUUGGAGUUAAUAGAAUUCUUGGAGCAAAUGAAGACCAAUCACUAGAAGAAUGA